This is a messenger RNA of Saccoglossus kowalevskii, 464 nucleotides long. RefSeq names its product folate receptor beta-like. Gene Ontology annotation, molecular function: signaling receptor activity. Gene Ontology annotation, cellular component: external side of plasma membrane. The record is from RefSeq and is a predicted model, not a curated record. Lineage: Eukaryota; Metazoa; Hemichordata; Enteropneusta; Harrimaniidae.
CCCCUACUAUUGUUUGUCGCACUUACACUGCUGCCGUAAGCUGUGUUGCAAACAAUAUCACUGUUUCGCUCAUCAAUAAUUCUCAAACAAAAUGACCUACCUACCGCUGCUGACGCUGCUGGUACUGACGACUAUAUUUGUACAGAUUGAGUGUUGGGAGAGUGUAGCAAUUCAUCGAACCUACGAAGAAAAUAUCAAUACAUGUUUACUGGGGAAAUAUCACAAAGACGUACCCAGUGUGGAGGAGAAACUUGCGGGUCAUUGCGACUCUUGGAAAGAAAGAUCGUGUUGCGAAGCAGAGACAACGGCCGCCAUGCACUACGCCGAUAUAUGGCAUGGAUUUGAUUGGAACCAUUGUGCUAACAUUUCAACACAGUGUUGGGACUUUAUGAUGAAAGAUCUAUGUCAUUAUGAAUGCUCACCAAAUUUGGGACCAUGGCUUGUACAUGUGAGUAUUGGGACAG